Colius striatus (speckled mousebird) is the source of this 4973-nucleotide messenger RNA. RefSeq lists its product as uncharacterized. Bases 1086 to 4628 code for a protein of 1180 amino acids. Gene Ontology annotation, molecular function: nucleic acid binding. Lineage: Eukaryota; Metazoa; Chordata; Aves; Coliiformes; Coliidae. The record is from RefSeq and is a predicted model, not a curated record. The transcript is spliced from 5 exons.
GGGGCACCCCAAAAUCCAGGUGCUGCAAUUCGGGAAGUAAAACAUCGCCGGACAUUUGGGCAUCCCCUCCCUUACUCCCCCUCCACGGGGGAUGCAGUGAGUGAGAACCCCCCCCCUCCCCACACACACUCCCUCCGACCUGCAGCAUGCCCCACUGCCACGCGGGGGAAACUGAGGCACGGGCGACUCCUUCCUCCCCUGCUCCCAGCCACCACCGCCCCAUGACUUCCCCCUCCUGGCCUCACGGUCCGAAACUGCAGUUUCCGCCCCCGCCAUCCCCCGCCCUCUCAUACCCCGGCGUCGGAGGACGACCGUUGUUGAUCCAUCCUAGAGCAGAAACGCGGCCCUGGGAACUGGGAGAACUGAUUGGCGCCCAGGAAAGGGACGGGGCAUCUCCCGACACCCCUGCACACUGCCCCCUCCUCCCCUCGCCAAGCACACCGAGAGGAAGUAGCAGCCAUCUGACUCGCCCGGAUCUGUGUGCGGGACACGCAUGUGCACGGGGGUGGAAGCUCUUACACACUGCACAGGCAAGUGGAAUAACUACCGGAAAUCAUUUAAAAAUUAAGCUUAGAGGUAGUCGUUGGAGGAAGUCAGUAGUCUUCCUCACGGUGUCCCCCAGGCGACCUCCGUGUGUAUAUCUCUGCAAAACUGGUUCAAGCUAAUCUCCCCAAAACAUCUGCCAAGCUGCUGUUACAAGAAGCAGAAACGUCCUCCUUAUCAAAACCUGGUUCAAACUAGUCUUCCGGGACCCCUGUCAAGCUGCUGUUACAAAAAGCAAGAACAAGUUACAUAAGAACAAAUAAAGCUACCAAAAAUUAUCAUCCAUAUUCGUUGAUCCGCAUUGACACGAAUCAAGGGAACACAUUUCACAAUUUAGAAGUUAAGCUUAGAGGAGAUGACUCGUCUCAGCUCCAGAGAGUAACCCUGAGGGGUGUCCCCACUCAAGGGAGGAAUUUCCAGACAUACUGCAAGGGCAGAGCUCUACAACGCUCCUACCAGAACCUCCCCUGCCACCGUGGUGCGAGGUGAAGGCAAAGGGCCCGACAGGGUGACACCUGGUUUCCUUCCCCAUUUCUAGGACAAUGGCCUCCUCCUGGAGGAGGAAGAACAAGUGCAAGGAGGGUUUUCCCUCACAAGCAGCAGAUUUGGGGAUAUUCAUCCAAGAGAUCAAUCCCAAGCCCUGGGUGGAAGAUGCUGUCCUAGGGGAGGGGUUUGCCAAGAGCAGCCGUCCCCGUAAGAGUUGGAAGCUGAGCAAAGGCUUGUGGUUGCUGUGGCACAUGAUAAGGCAGAAGGGUGGCAGGAAGAAGUGCCAGGCUCCCCAAAAAUCUGGGCAGAGACAGAGAGAUGCCGGGACACAGGCACGGGCUGUUGAGAGAUUUGCUGAGGUGGAGGGGACAGCAAGGGGACUGCCAGAGGAGCCAAGGACCUGUCAAAAAGCCAGCCAAAGACAGCAAAAGCCACCUCAGGGCCAGCAGGAAGAGCAGGUGGCCUUGGUGCCUACGGUCAAUGUCCUCAGCGUGGUCCCACACCGUGGGGAAGGCAGCCAGGAUGAGCUGAUCAUCUGGAGCAAAGCCCAGGAUGGAGCUGUGCCAAGUGGAGGUGGUGGCCAAGGGGGUGAGAUGGGUCAAACUCAGCCCCUGGUUCAAGCAGGUGUCAAUGGGGAUGAAGGGGGAAGGACCAGCAUGUCAGCCUGGUGGGUAGAGGACAAAGGUGCUGCCACUGUCCCUCCAGGGGACUGCAACAGAGCCGGGCAGGACCGUAACAGCCCGUCAUCAGAGAGAAGGUGUGGGGAUGAGCGGAGGAGGCAGACAUGGGAGAAGCUGCAGCAACUGGGAGAAGACAUGGUGAGGUGGGAAGGGAGACCCACGAGAGAGCUGGCGGUCAGGCUGAUAGAGCUAAUCCUACAGACAGAGACCAGGAUGUACCCGACGGGCACCAGGAACCUCCGGCAUCUCCCCACCACACCGCGGGUGAUGGCGAUAAGGGUGGUCAGGAGUGAAGAGCAGUGGAGGGAGGAGUUUGCAGCGGUGUGGGCACAAUACGAGACGGACUGCGGGCUGGUGUGCGAGGAGGAGGAGGUGAGAGAGGGCUUCGUGCCUUUCCUGCAGCAACCCCCAUUGCCAGCAGCCAUGGAAGAGGAGGUGGCAAGCACCCUGCAGCAGCUGCUGGAUGACGGCGUGGUGGUGAAAGGCUACUCCAACUCCAACCUCCCCCUGGCACCCAAGCGCAAGGCCAACGGGAAGGUGCGGCUGACGCUGAACUGCAGAGCUCUCAGCAAAGCCGCCGCCGCAGCAGGGCCAGGGCAGGUGCGCCUGAGCACGACUGAGCUCGUGGCGACCUUGAGCCCCCAGAGUAGAUAUUUCUCGGUGGUGGAUCUCUCAAACGCCUCCUUCGCCAUCCCUUUGGCCACCAGCUCCAGAGCCCUGUUUGCUUUCACCUUCAGGGGCCAGCAGUACCUCUUCACCCGCUUGCCCCCGGGCUAUCACAGCACCACCUCCAUUGUGCACCGGCGAGUGGCGCGGAUGUUGUCCCUUCUAGCCCCAGAGGAUCAACCUUGGGUCUUUUCCUACGUCGACGACAUACUCAUCACCGGCAAAAGCCAAAACGAAACCAAAGUCCGGACGAGGAGGGUCCUGCAGCUGAUCCAAAGUACGGGCUUUAAAGCCAAGUUUGAGAAGGCACAGCUCGUCCAGCCUGAGGUGAACUACCUGGGGAUAGCGAUUGGGGCCAAGGGGCGAGGGAUCCAGGCCAGCAAGCUGGAGGCCAUCUGCAAAAUACCCCGUCCAUGGCAUCUGCACAGCCUGCGCUCGCUGCUCGGGCGGUUUGCUUCCUUGCAGGAGCACAUUCCCGGCUACUGGGAGCUGGCCUGGCCGCUCCACCGCCUCAGCAAGACGCCAGCGCGGUGGGAGUGGAGCUGGAAGGAGGAUCAGGCUCUGAGAAGCCUCAAGCAAGCCAUCGAGGCCGCCCCCACCCUGCGUUUCCCCGAUAAAUCCCAGCCCUUCGUUAUCAGGCUAAUGACGGGUGAAAAGGCCUUGGGAGCUUCUUUGCUGCAGGAGGACGAAGAGGGACGGUUGGUCCCCGUGGGACACAGCUCCCGCCUCCUGAAGACCCACGAGCUCUCCUUCCCGCUGCAGGAGCAGAGGUGCCUGGCAGCAGUCUGGGCCGUGCAGGAGUUCCAGACCCUGACGGGACCUGCCCCCAUCCUCAUCCAGAUGCCCCAUUCCCCGCGGAAGUAUCUUCUCCGGGGUGAUGUGUUGGGGUCCCAUCAGCCAAAUCCGCACCCCACGCAGUGGACCCUGCUGCUGGUGAUGGGGAGGGGGCCCCGUCCUGAGCCAGGGGCCCCGCUGGUCCCCACCGCUCCCCAGCUGCGGCUGCUGCCUUCCCACGUCCCCAAGGCCAACGUCUGGUUCACAGCCAGCAAGGAACUUCGCUCUGUCGCCUUCGCUGCAACCAACCUGGAAGAGCGGUGGGUGCUCGGGGUGGCCGAGGCCCACUUGGUGCCCAGUGCUGAGCUGGUGGCUCUUUGGCAGCUCCUGUGCCAACACCCACGCUCUGAGCCCCUCUAUUUGUACGCCUCUCACUCAGCCCUGGUGGAGAGGCUGCAAAGUGGGUGGGAGUGGGCACCUUCGGGUGAGGGUUUGUGGAACAACAUCCUCCGGUGGGUCUGUGACAACCCAGGGGUGCUGCACGUCAGGUGUGCUGGAGAGGACGUGGAGGAGAGGGAGUGGGGCCAGAAAGCAGGCAGGAGGGCCAGCGAGAUGGCUGCCAAGGCCAGCACGGGCUGCAGGCACCUCUGGGAGCCUUCAAAGCAUGAGAAGCAAGAGAUCAUCGCCCAGUGUCACAGCUGGUUGCACGAGGGGGUGCAGGAGACCCUGGCACGAGUGCGUGAGGUGGCACCCUGGGAGGGCGACGAGGAGGAGGUGGCCCGUUGGGUGUGGAGCUGCCUGGAGUGUGCCACGGGCAAGGAGGAGGAGGGAACGGGCAGGGUGGAACCACAGCGGGCGCAGGGGCCGUGGUCCCAGCUCCAGCUGAGCUACAUCCAUGGCCUCCCCGAGAGCCAGGACGGGCACCGGGCCCUCUUGGUGGUGGAGGAUGAGUUUUCAGGGUGGGUGGAAGCUUUCCCAAUGCGGGGGGAGGUUCUGGCAGAGGAAAUAGCCGAGGUGCUCUUCAGGAAGGUGCUGGCACGGCACGGGACGCCCUGCACCAUCCGUUUGCCGCGGGCGCCGCGGGUUUUUGGGCAUGCCAUGCGGCGGGGGAUGGCAGCCACGGGCAUGGAAUUCCCGUGGGACAUCCUGUCGGGGGGCCGGGCGAGCCAGGCCACGGUAGCCCUGCGGCGAGUAGCCCAGGGGGCCGGCAAGGAGUGGGGAAAGAUGCUCCCUCUGAUGCUGGCGGGGCUGCGAGCCGAGUGGGCACGGGGAGCGGCGCUGAGCCCUUGCCGCCUUACUUUGGGCUUCCCAUUGGAGAUGAGGUUGGAGAGGGAGGAGGAGGAGGAGGGGGGUAGCUGCCCACAGGACCGCGUCCUGUCCUGGCUCAGGCAGCUGCAGAAGGACGAGGCCCCCUACAAGUGGCAGACAGAAGCCACGCUGCUGAGGGGCUACCCGGAGGUGGAUGCUCCAUGUCUGUAGGCUCCAUUUCCUCCCCUAGACUGCUGUCUCUGUGUUGUGGUGAGGGGAGAAAAUAGGUGUACUAGGCUUGCUGGGGGGCUUUUGGGCAGGGCUGAUUGGGUUUAGGUAGGACGGGGAGCUUUUAGGAAGGACCGGGCAGCUUUGAGGCAGGAUUGGGGUUUUUAGAUAGGACUAGGGGGCUUUGGACAGGACUGGGGAGGCUUAGACAGCGCUGGGAGCACUGGUAUGGGGCAGCUGGGCCAGUGGGAGAAGGGGAGCACAGGCCAGGACAUUCUUUCAAAUGUUUUUUAUUUUCCUUCUCUCUCUUUUCCACUUCUUCAAUGAUUAAACAGUUUCUAAUCUUGA